Siniperca chuatsi (mandarin fish) is the source of this 8845-nucleotide messenger RNA. It is a transcript of the gene lrrk2, whose product is annotated as leucine-rich repeat kinase 2. Gene Ontology annotation, molecular function: protein kinase activity; protein binding; ATP binding. The coding region runs from base 451 to 8181 and encodes 2576 amino acids. The transcript has 53 exons. Lineage: Eukaryota; Metazoa; Chordata; Actinopteri; Centrarchiformes; Sinipercidae. Gene Ontology annotation, biological process: protein phosphorylation. The record is from RefSeq and is a predicted model, not a curated record.
AAGUUUUUUUUUUUCUGGCCGGAGUCAUAUGAUGAGACUGUAAGGAAGGAGGAACACUGUCAGAGAGAGAGAGGACCCGCUGAAUUUCUUCCCACGGACACAACAGAAAGUGCCCAAAUCCAUAAAAGAGGAACAUGUUUCUCUGCCAGAGGAAAGUUAGCCGAGGACGGCGAUGACAACGUAGGAACCGAAACCCCGCGACACUUGACAGCUUCUCCGGUCGUGGCAGCCACUUAGCUGGAUUGCAGCUAGUGCAAUAUGAUGUAACAUAGCUCAUAUUUAGUAAUGUAAUGUGAUGUAAUGAUAUGAGUGGCUACAGUGGCACUGUACUCGUUUCCUCCCGUGCUGCUGCAGCAGUGUGGCCGCCCGCUACAGAGCCCUUGUACGGGCUGCACUGUCGGACCUAAAUGCACGUCAAGUCGUCAGCUGGAAAACAGUAUUUCAAAGACCAUGGUUAACAAGGAGGAAUUAGAAGAAAGGCUGAAGAAACUCCUGGUGAGGCUGAAAACCCCGCAAGAGGACAGACAACUGUGCACGCUGAUUCAAAUCAUCCAGGAUCUGCUUUUCCUGGCGCACACCGACAUUGCAGCUGAGCUGUUUGAAGACAAAGAUGUCCAUGCCCCCCUCAUGCUGGUGCUGUCAUCCUACAUCAGCAGCCGAAGAGUCCAGCAGGUGGGUUGGUCAUUGCUUUGUCGGCUGAUUGAAAUAUGCCCCGCUACUCUGGACCAGCUGACCAGACCUCUGCAGGUAUCCAAGGACUGGGAGGUACUGGGAGUGCACCAUGAGAUCCUGAAGGUACUAUCGCAGUACAGAACAGACUGCAGGGUGAACAUGGUUGGACUCAGAGCCCUGACUCUUCUGCUCAGAUCAGUUUGUGAACGGCGAUUCUACAUCUCAUUGGAAUAUUUGAUCAGGAACGCAAAGCAACAACAGAAAGGUUUAUGUUUUUAUUUAAACAUAAAAAAAACACAGUCCACAUACAUGAUUCCUCUGCUGAUGCUGGAGGAGGAGGAGGAGGAUGUGUUUGGCCUGGUGGUGCAGGCGAUGAAGAAGUUUCCUACCAGUGAAGAAGUGCAGCUCCAAGGCUGUGGAGCCCUGCAGUCCCUUCUGCAAAGAGUAAGUGAUGACCACCUCGUGGAGUUUGUGGAGAACCAGGAUCAUGUUGUGGUUCUGGCGGCGCUGCAGAGGUUCCCGGACAGCCCCGAGCUGCUCCUGCAGGCCAUGAAGGUGCUGCUCCCACUUGCUCGUCCUGGCAGUAACGUGGAGAUGUUGAUGUCGGGAGGCGCUCGCUGCUACAGCGUGAUCAUCGCCGCCAUGGACGCCUUCCCUGAGGUGGAGGAGCUGCAGGAGACUGCCUGCUGCCUGUUCAGGAGGUUUACAUCAGAGAGUUACUACAACAUCCUGGUACUGAACGGUGUCCAGAGGGUCGCUGUGAGAGCCUGUCAAGCUUUCCCCAACAACGCCACCCUGCAAGCGGCCGCUCUCUCCUGCCUGGCUGACCUCACUGCAACCAUCGUGAAGAACAAAGCGGUGGCCGAGCAGGGUCUGGAGGAAGGAGAGGAGGAGGAGAACAGGGGUAGGGAGGAGGUGGAGGACAUGGGCCUGGGCUGGAUGGAGGCCUGCUGUAUGGCACUGGAGCUCCACGCUGCUGAGCCAGCUGUUCAGGAAGCUGCAAGCUGGGCCAUUCACAAUCUGUUACUGCACGGAGCUGGAGUGAACCAUUCAGAAGAGGAGCAGAACGAGAGGACUCCUGUUCACAGACAGUUAAUGGCGGCCAUGCUGCUCCACUCCUCCUCUCCCAGUGUGUUUGAAGCUGCUACCAGUGCCAUUGCCACGCUCAUCACACACAACGGUAAAAUGCGUUCUCUGCUGCUGUCCAGUGGCCUCCACGUCAACCUAGUGGAGAUGAUGAAGAGACAUUCAACCUCAGCUGAAGUUUCCAUCAGCGCCUGCAAACUGCUCAGCCUGCUCUUCCAGGGAAGGACAGCCAGUCUAGAUGAGUUGAACAUGGCCAUGAGUCAGAUCCUCAGCACCAUGAAGGUCCACAACUUCCAGCCAGAGGUCCAGCUGGAGGCUCUGCAGGCCAGCCUGGUCUUCCUCUGCCCAGACAGGAGUUUAAGGGAGCACGGCGUCUCGGUCGCAGAUCCUGACAUGGCCGACGUGUCGCUGAAGGUCCUGAAAAACCAGUGUGUGGUGGAAGGAGCUCACACCCUCUACCUGGAGGUUCUCAACAGGUUCAUUAGCAGCUCGAUCAUACAGAAGUGUGGACUGAAGGUGCUCUCUGUUCUGGCUGACUGCUCCGGAGCAGUGGACUUGCUCUGCCAACAGGGGGCGAUAGACACAGUGCUGCAUACACUACAGAUGUUCCCACAGGAACGAGAGAUACACUACUGGGGUCUUACCCUGCUCAGCUACCUCGUAUCCAAGAAGAAGCUGUCGAGGAUGAUCGUACCUGUUCUGGCCUCCGUUGUGGUCGCCUCUCUCAUCCAGUACAAAGAAGACUCUGAGAUGCUCCUGAAGUGUUUUCAGGUGGCUUUGAGGAUGCUGGACGCCUGUUCAGGAGCAGCUGCUGUACUGCAGAGAGAAGACUUUGACAGGCAGAUCUUCCAACACCUCAGAGAGGAGACUCGUGACCAGAGCAACAACCCGCUGCGUAAGUCGGUGUGCCUAGCUCUGUCUAAGAUGUGGUGCGACUCAGAGCUACACUACAGCAUGCUGGAAAAGGCCUGCGAGGACGGAGACACGACAUUGGCAGAGUGUCUGAUCGAGCUUGGCGCCGACAUCAAUAAGAAGACCAAAACAGAAUCUCUCAUCUACCAGGUGUGUGAGAGAGGCGGACCCCUUGAACUGGUGGAGCUUCUGCUCAGCCGAGGCGCCCACGAUCAGCACCUCCGCAGGGCUCUGGCUGUGAGCGUGAAGCGGGACGACGGACCCACAGUCAUUCAGCUGCUGGGCCGCCUGGGUCUGGACCUCAACAACAGUUCCCUCUGCCUUGGGGGCUUCAGGCUGGGUCGCCUAGACGCUGCCUGGCUCAGCCCCCUGCUGGCUGAAAGAGGCAGAACACACAGUCUCCAUUACAACAGCAGUAAAGGUAUGAGUUUGGCGAGGUACAUUCAGUCCUUCCAGAGGUCCAAGAGUAGCGGUGGUCCUCUGAGAUCUCUGGCCGACCCCUGUCUGACCUCUGGGUACAUUUCUGAAGAGAGCGACGACUCCAGCUUCAGCUUUGUCUCCAUGGACGACAGCCUAUUUUUCAACGACGACAUGGAGAGUGAUGGGAGUGAUUCACUGUCAGGGGUUCUGUCUCCAAAGCCGCAUAAUAAUUCGACAGAAGAGUUGUGGGGGGGGUCCUUCAAAGGGAAGCAGGGGCGUCGCAGACAUGCCAGUGCAGAGAGUGGUCAAACUGAGAAUGAACACAGUGAGCAUAUACACAGGCGAUAUGGAAGGACUGGCUCGAGCCAAAAAGUACUUGGAUCUGGUGAGAACUCUGCUGCUCUGCCAAAAGAGAGGGAGAGGAUCCACCUGCUGGACCUGUCAGGUAACGAGUUGGACUCUCUGUCCUGUCUGAUGGAUGAUAGCUUCGUCCAGCAGCAGCUGGGGCAUCUCCUCCGCCUGGAUCUGAGCCACAACAGUCUGUUGGAGUUUCCCUCAGCUCUUUGCCAGAGUUUGAAGAGUCUGACUCGCCUGGACCUGCAAGGAAACCAGCUCCAGUCGCUGCCAGUGGAGCUGCUGUCUCUGCUUUCACUGAGCAUGCUGAAUGUCUCUCGUAACUGUGUGGGUCCCCUACUGACCUUUGACCCCUCUGUCACCUGCCCAUCACUGCGGCAGCUAAAUCUGUCUUUCAACAAAAUCACAACAUUCCCUCACGAGCUGGGCCGCGCCACGGAUCAACUGGAGGAGCUGGUUAUGGAAGGUAACAGUAUAACUGAGCUUUGUGUGCCUCUGUAUCUGCCGGAGGUGAAGCUGCUUGACGUGAGCAAGAACAGCGUGGAGAAUAUUUCUCUAGACUUCCUGACCGGCUGCCCCAAACUGGAAACUUUCAAUGUUUCCAUGAACAAAAUCUGUUCCCUGUCACACCUCCCGUUCAAGAUCACGACACUGAAACUAGCAAACAACAACUUCACUUACAUUCCUGAGGCUAUACUUAAUCUCCCAAACUUGCGGUCAGUCGACAUGAGAACCAACAACAUUUCUGCUCUGCCUGGCCCAGGAUUCUGGGAGUCCAGCAACCUCAGAGAGCUGAUGUUCAGUCAGAACUGUAUCAAAGCUCUGGAUCUGAGUGGACCGAGCUACAAAUGGGCCAGACUGGAGAAACUCCACCUGAGUGACAAUAAGCUCACCGAGAUCCCUCCACAGAUCGGCUUGUUGGAAGGCCUGACCUCCCUGGAUGUGAGUCGUAACGCUAACCUGCGGUCCUUCCCUGAUGAAAUGGGGAAACUGAGCAGACUGUGGGACCUGCCACUGGACGGCCUUCGACUCCAGCUGGACCUCAAACUCAUUGGCAGCAAGACCAAAGACAUUGUCAGGUUCCUGCAGCAGCGGCUGAAGAAGGCAGUGCCGUACUACCGGAUGAAGCUCAUCGUGGUGGGGAAUGCAGGCAGCGGGAAGACCACCCUGAUCCAGCAGCUGAUGAAGCUGAAGCGCUCCCAGUUGAACUCAAAGCGGACCGCUGUUGGCAUUGAUGUCCGGGACUGGACCAUCAGGGAGCGGGACAAGAAGAAAAUGGUGCUGAACGUCUGGGACUUCUCAGGUGGAGAGGAGUUCAGCGGCUCUCACCCUCACUUCCUGACUUCCAGAGCUCUCUACCUGGUGGUAUACAACCUCAGCAAAGGAGCCAGUCAGGUGGACGCCCUCAAACCCUGGCUCUUCAACAUCAAAGCUGUAGCUCCUCUGUCCCCGGUAAUCCUGGUGGGAACCCACACAGAUGUGAGCGAGGACCUGCAACUUCAGGCCUGCCUGACCAAGAUCAGAGAGGAGCUGCUGAACCAUCAGGGCUUCCCUGCCAUCAGGGACUACCACAUGGUCUCCGUCUGCGAGGACUCGGACACCAUGACCAAGCUCCGCAAGGCCAUUGCCAGGGAAGUCACCAGCUUCAAGAUCCAGGGCCAGCCUGUGAUGGGCCAGCUGGUUCCAGACAGCUACGUGGAGCUGGAGCGCCGGGUUCUGCAGGAGAGAACCAGGGUUCCCCCAGAGUUCCCCGUUCUCAGGCACAGGGAGCUGCUGCAGCUCAUCCAGGAGAGUCAGCUGCAGCUGGAGGAAGCUGAGCUGCCCCACGCUGUCCACUUCCUCAGCGAAGCCGGGGUUUUACUGCACUUUGAUGAUCCUGCACUUCAGCUCCAAGACCUCUACUUCAUCGACCCACAGUGGCUGUGCAACAUCAUCUCUCAGAAACUGACCUUAAAGAGCUGUGGCGUCUGGGAGCAGCCUAAAGGAGUUGUUCAGCGCUCAGUGGUGGAAAAGUUUCUGUUUGAGACCAAAUGUUUCCCCAAGAGCCACCUGACACAGUUCUUCAAACUGCUGGAGAAGUUUCAGAUCGCUCUACCCUUCAGCGAGAACCAGCUACUCGUACCCAGCAGUUUGUCCAAACACAGACCGGUGAUAGACCUGCCUCACUGUGAGAACUCAGAGGUGAUUGUGCGUCUGUACGAGAUGCCGUACUUCCCCAUGGAUUACUGGUCUCGUCAGAUCAGCCGCUUACUGGAGUUUUCUUCUUACUUGCUGUGUGGAAGAGAAAAAGUGGUGCGACCCAACCGGAUCUACUGGAGGAGAGGCGUGUACCUGAGCUGGUCUCCAGAGGCCUACUGUCUGGUGGAGGAGAACCCCUCCAGCUUCGUCAGGAUAACUGUGCCCUCUUCACGCAAAGGCCGGGUGCUGCUGGGUCAGGUGGUGGAUCACAUCGACUCCCUGCUGGAGGAAUGGUUUCCUGGCCUGCUGAACACUGACAUGCAUGGCAGUGGUGAGGCGCUGCUGAAGAAGUGGGCUCUCUACAGCUUUGAGGACGGGCAGGAGUGGAGCAAGAUUCUGCUUGAGGACCUCUUUACCUGUUUUAACAAUGAUUUUCUGCUGGUGAACCCGGAGGACCCCCGCUGCACACUUCCCAUCUCUCAGAUCGCUCCUGACUUGGUACUGAGUGACCAGCCUGCAGGAACAGUACUGGACAGUGAAGAGUUGGCCAUAGACAUGUCUAAAGAGAACCGACUGGGGGACGGCGGCUUUGGGACUGUCUAUCGAGGUGUCUACAAAAAUGAAGAAGUAGCUGUGAAAAUAUUCAACAAGCAUGCAUCUGAGCUUUACAUCUACAGACUCCUCAGACAGGAGUUGGCGGUGUUGGGUCGCCUCUGUCACCCCAGCCUGGUAGGUCUGCUGGCAGCCGGCACAGUUCCUCAGGUCCUGGUGAUGGAGCUGGCUCUGCGAGGCUCACUGGACUCCCUAUUUGAACAUGAGAACGGCAGCCUCAACCGAAAGCUCCAGCACAGAAUCGCCCUGCAGGUGGCCGACGGACUCAGAUACCUUCACUCAGCCAUGAUCAUCUAUCGGGAUCUUAAGCCCCACAACGUCCUUCUGUUCAACCUGAAGACCGACUCUGAGAUCAUCGCCAAGAUUACAGACUACGGCAUCGCUCAGUACUGCUGCAGCAUGGGAGUGAGGAGCUCAGAGGGCACUCCAGGUUUCCGAGCACCAGAGGUUGCCCGAGGUAAUGUGAUCUAUAACCAGCAGGCUGAUGUGUUCUCAUUCGGCCUGCUGCUCUACGACCUCCUGACCUGUGGUGAGCGCAUCUCUGACGGCAUGAAGUUCCCCAGUGAGUUUGAUGAGGUUGCAGUGCAGGGAAAACUGCCAGAUCCAGUAAAACACUAUGGUUGCUCACCUUGGCUGGGCUUCCAGGCACUGAUGAAGGACUGUUUGAGAGAAAGCCCUCAGGCUCGGCCUACUUCUGCUCAGGUGUUUGACAGGCUGAAUUCAGGGGAGAUGUUGUGCCUGAUGAGGGAGCUGGUGGUUCCCCGGGCGUUCAACGCUGAGUGCUUCACAGUGAGCUGUGGCAGCAGUGACGGCUCAUCGAACAGCCACAGAGCCUGGCUGGGUGGAGGCAGCAGCACCCACAGACUUGGCUCCAUCACAGCAGUGGACCUGGACACCAACACAGUCACUACACAGGAGAUUGAUACCAGUCCUGUUUUGUGUCUUGUGACCGUCCAAAUCCCGAACGAGGCAUGUGAUUGGCUCGUGGCAGGCACCCAGUCUGGCUGCUUAGUGGUCAUUAGCACUCAGGACACGUCAACUUGGCACCACCUGCAGAGUGUCACCGACGCUGUCACCUCACUGUACUUCCAUGUACACGCUCGUCGCACCCAAAGAAAGAAUUACUUGCUGGUUGGGACAGCCAAUGGAAUUCUCACUGUUUAUGAGGACUCUGUACUCAAGCAGGAGAACGGGCAGCCGGUUAAAACUCUCACUGUGGGAAACGUCAACACGCCUGUCAUGUGUCUGGGCCAGUCGGUGCAUUUGCUGGACAGCAGGUCUGUGUGGGCCAGCUGCGCGACCAAGAUCCUCUCCUUCACGGCCGACUACGACGUCUGCAAGACCAUUGACACAAGACCAAACCUCAUCUUCCAACAGCAGCGUUCGUUUGGUGGUGAAGCGUGUGUGUCUCGAAUGGUUGUGGAUAAAUACAUUUACCUGAGCAAAGCUGGGACACCAACCGUGGAGGUUUGGGAUAAGAGGAGCGAGAGGAUGGUGGACUACAUCGACUGUGCUCAGAUCAUCAGACAUGACUCUGGCUGCAGAGGCAGGCAGGGCAGCGAGGUGGAGCUGACCACUGAGGCAGCUCCCUCCUGGGCCAGAGUUAAGGCCCUGCUGGUGCAGAGUGCUGCAGCUCUCUGGAUCGGCACAAGAGGGGGCCACCUGCUACUGCUGGAGCUCUCCAAACACCAGACACUGCAGGUCAUUGGCCCCCGCUGCGUUUCCAUCCGCUGCAUCACCUCUGCACUCAUCGAAACACUAAACUGGAAGAAUGUGGUGCUGGUUUUGGGCAGAAGACUCCCACAAGACAAGAAUCAGUUUGACGAGGAGUCAGUGCUGAUGGUGUGGAACAGCACGCUGCCGAUGGAGGCCAAAGACCUGAACAAACACUGUGAAAAAAGAGAGCAGAUCGCAGCCAAAAUGAGAUUGCAGCUCCAUCAUGACUGAGGCCACACGUUUAAUGUUCGUCGAAAAGGGAUCAACUCUCCAGUGGAUCGAUGUACACCAUCGAUGUCAGCAGUACACAUUGAAGGGGAUGUUUUACCUCAUUUUCUGACAGCCAUACGUACCAGUGCAGUGACGCUGGAAGACUAAGAACUAAUGAGGGGAGCACAUUGCAGGGAAUCAAUCUAAAGAAUUUGAUUCAAGAAAUGUUUUUUUUUUUUUUCUUGUUUUGAAGACGCAUUUAUGAAGUAAUGUGCCAUGUUUUAUUAGAUGAAGACAAUCUUUGUAAUUUGUGAAGAGACAUUUUUCUAUAAGGGACACAGAUGGUCAAAUUUGUGUUCUCAGGGCUGAGAGCAGUGCAGAUGUUCAGGAAGACCUCCUGGUCCUAAUGAAUAGAGAUGUUUGUUUACCUGUAGUAUGAUUUAAAAGAAACUGGAAAGAAAGCCAAAGGAAAAAAGCAUCUAAAAGUGUAUAUUUGAUUAUUUAUUCUCACGUCUGUGUCUGUGUGUGUUUACCUGUGAGCUUGUUCACUCCACAUCAGUAAACAGGACACGGGACUUCUCAAAUGCUGCCUGCUUUGUACACAUUUUUUAUGUCAUGUUACCUAAAGUCACUGUUUGUGAUGGUGUCAACUGAACACGUCAGUAAAUACUAUUUUAUGUACUGA